Symbiodinium necroappetens is the source of this 821-nucleotide messenger RNA. NCBI's taxonomy places the organism in Eukaryota, Dinophyceae, Suessiales, Symbiodiniaceae. The record is from the annotation of a GenBank genome assembly.
AUGCUCUACAACCUUGCCCAGCGGGGCGUCAAGUGCGUCCUUUUUGAAAAGGGCGAGCUUACUUGUGGAGCCACCUGGCAUGCAGCGGGUCUGGUGACCCGUUUCCAUGGCGGUAACAACUUCCGCCUGUGGCACGAUGAGGGUGUGAACCUCUUUACGCAGUGGCAAAACGAAGGAACCCCGCUCAGUUUUCACACGCCGGGCUCCAUCCGACUGAUCCCCAACGAGAAGUCCUACAUCGACGAGGCCAGAUACCAAGUCGGCAAAGCCAAGAUCUUCUCGUCUUUAUUCGGCUGUGCUGAACAUCACAUGAUCUCCCCAGAUGAGAUCAAGGAGAAGCAUCCUCUGGUGAACCUAGACGACACCGGCAUCUAUGCUGGCAUUUUGACAGAGGGGGAUGGCCACAUCGACCCAAGCAGUGUCACAAAUGCUUUUGCAGACCGAGCUAAAGGCCUCGGCGGCGUCAUCGAGCAGAAAACGGAGGCACCACCAGCCGCGAUCAACGAAUCCGACCAUUGGCAAUUGGUGGUGGCCCUCAACUUGCUUCCCAGCAAGCAGUGGGAGGUCAUUACCCGCACAGCUUCAGGUGAAGAAAAGCGGACGGUAGCAGACUUCGUGAUCAACGCAGCCGGGCUCUGGUGCGACAAAGUUGGUGCCAUGGCUGGCGUCCGCGUGCCGUCGGUGGUGUUGCAGCAUCAGUACUGCAUCACGGAGGCCAUCCCGGAAGUGAAGGAGUACCACGACAAGCACGGCCACCAGCUGCCAGUGCUCCGGGACUUGAAGGGCUCCUUCUACGUGCGCGACGAACGCGACGGGAUCCU